AUGGCGGACUCAACCCACACGGUUGUCUCUGCUCUCCAAGAGCGUGGGAUCGUCUUCAAGAAGGCCGGCGUCGAAUCGGAUUUCAAUAUCGACACAGAAUAUGGCAGAAAGAAUGCCCAAUGGGCUGCGGAGCACCUGUCCCCGCAUACGUUGCUUUCCAAAGAAGAAGUAGCUCUGUUUCAAAAAUUGGAAACAUCAGGAGCAUCCCAGACGUUUACUAGACAUCCUGCACUGGCAUCGACACGACCCUUGGACGAAGACGCGAUCCGCGAAGCCACCGCUAGUUUGAAGGCAUCAACUGCGACGUACCGCAAACAAACAGCCGCCCUAAAAUCACAAAAUGAAAUAUUGGACAGCCUGCAGGCCAGGGAGCGAGAGGCUGGUCGGGCCUAUGAACAAGGUGUCGCUGCGCUGACCAGGCGACAUUUGCUGGAGAAACAGAGGAAAACAGCUAUGGCCGACGAUCUUGUGAAGGAUUUUGAAAGCAGAAUGCUCUUGGAACAACAGCAGAUGCACAUCCACAAGGGACAAUUUCUCCAAAAAGUCACAUCUAAGCUAAAGAACGACGAUCGAGCCCUUGUCGAAGCCGAGCUUUUUGCCGCAGAGUUGGAACUGACCGAGGAGGAUGAAAAAUCCGAGAAACGGGCGAUGGAGUUGACCUCGACCCUGUCAAAACUGGUUUCAGAUGAAAUUUAUUGCCGUCUAGACCGACUCUAUCUAGAAACGCUUCUUACAACAGGUGGCGAGAACUCCGAAAGAUGGGCAGAAAUCAGGGACCAAGUGGUUGCAGUAGAGGAUGAUCUACAAUCCCUCUACCUGGAAAUUAAUGUCUUAGCUGAAAUGUCUUCAAGACACGAAUUUGGCGAGCGAAUACGGGACGAACUCCGAAAAAACAAGCAAAACCAUAGUCACUCUUUGGAGGAUUGCCUUGAGAUGAUUCUGCACCUGAUGUCUGAAAUGACAGAUUCCAACAGUCAAAUUGUCGAUAGACUCUUGCAUCACCAGUCACGUCGCGAAGCCUUAAACCUCUUAUCUGCCUCGUAUACGAGUGAAAGUGCACGAAAUGACGCAUUGCAAAACAAAAGCAAAAAAUCCCACCGCCGACAAUCUUCGUUGGGCUUUGGAGCAGCGCUGCAGCCUCCUAUUUCGCCCCAGAAGCAUCAGCUGCAGGCUCUCGACAACAUUCUACGCCGAUUGGGCAUUUCAGGGGCUGACCAAGCUUCAUCUCUGGAGGCUGGUCCUGAAUCAUUGAUUUCUGAAAGACGAUCUCGGAUGAUUGACCUUUUACAUAAUCUAGGUACAGCUGCAGAGAUGCCGCUAAAGGAGUAUCUGGAGCCAACAGAUAAAGCCAUGGAACUUUUCUCUGCCGUCUUGCAAUCAAAUUCCGAUUUCCAACCAUCUCUGCUUGACCCAUCUCAGAAAGAGCGACUUGCGGAGUUGGAAAAGGAGCUGACGACAGUCCAGAAGGGGAUUGAGGGAGUAAACCUUGGUGUCCUUGUUGAACAAAGCCAAGGACGUGGGAAACAGUUCAGAGCUGCCGACUAUAGUUGA
Talaromyces rugulosus is the source of this 1551-nucleotide messenger RNA. RefSeq lists its product as uncharacterized. Bases 1 to 1551 code for a protein of 516 amino acids. The record is from RefSeq and is a predicted model, not a curated record. The transcript has 4 exons. NCBI's taxonomy places the organism in Eukaryota, Fungi, Ascomycota, Eurotiomycetes, Eurotiales, Trichocomaceae.